This is a messenger RNA of Aspergillus neoniger CBS 115656, 407 nucleotides long. RefSeq lists its product as uncharacterized. NCBI's taxonomy places the organism in Eukaryota, Fungi, Ascomycota, Eurotiomycetes, Eurotiales, Aspergillaceae. The transcript is spliced from 2 exons. Bases 43 to 324 code for a protein of 93 amino acids. The record is from RefSeq and is a predicted model, not a curated record.
CUUCCUCUCUUUUCUUCUCUCUUCCUCAUUUGCUUCCGUGCCAUGAUAUCAGUCCCCGAACUUGAUCAAGGAUCCGAAUUCACCCAUUCUCAUUUUCGCCGAACGAGUGGGUUUCAUCCGGUUUUUCUUGAUGGAUGGAUGGCGAGUAAGUUUGAAUCACCCAUUCCAAGCCCCCCUCCCAUUUUUAUUUUUUUUUAUUUCUUAUUUCCUUUUGCACGGUACCUCCCGGGCGUGUCUUUUGACUACCGGUGCCGGGUUGGCGCCUUGACCGUUCCGCGGAGCGAAUCACAAUACGCACCACUACUAGACACUAUGAUCAAAUAGGAACAAUUCAACUAUGUUGUAACUUUGGGUGCAAGUGGGGUUCGAACAACCAGAAACUGCUACCGUUACUGAGAACAAAACUU